AUGGCAACAAAAACAUCUGAGCUUCCAGAAUAUCCGGACCUUGUUCUCAAAAAUUUCCCAAAAAAAGAAGGCGAAACUGUUCAACUAGAAGAUGGAAGACUACUCGGUUUCAUGGAGUAUAAAAUAACGCAUACUGUCCAAAAGAAAACAGCGCUCAGAGACACUCGAGAACACGUAAUUCUACUGAUACCAGGACUACCAGGAUCUCGAUUUUACUGCCACCCGCACGUACUUGCAGGAGAAAAAGAAUUAAAUAAAAAACUGGCGAAAAAUAAUAGCGAUAGUAAUGAUGACGAUAAUGAAAGUUUGGAUUUGAUUAAAAUUCGUUUAUUUGUAUUAGAACGACCAGGAAUUGGAUUAUCGACAUUUGCAAAACGAUCAUUUCUCGACUUUGCUAAUGACGUGAAGGAAUUUUGUGUGAUAAAAGAGAUAACGGAAUGUAAAGUUAUCGCUUACUCUGCUGGCGGUCCAUACGGAUUAGCACUCGCUCAUUCUUUAGGUAAUAGUGAAGAAGGUGAACAAGGCGCACUAUUAAAACCACUUGUCACAAAAGUUGCAAUCAUUAGCGGAAUAUCACCACAUAAUGCUCCAAAUGCCACUGAUAGAAUGCCUUGGAAAUUUAAAUUAGCUUGGUGGCUUACUAAGCUUUCUCCUAAGCUUCUUUCUUUAAUGGCUUCGUAUGAAGCUAAAAAGGCAAUCCUCGAUCCAGUAGUAAUAAUGCGUGAAUCAUUAAGCGAUGGACCACCAUCAGAUCGAGAUAUAUAUGAAAAUAUGCCAGGAGUAGAGCAUAUGUGCAUAGAGAGUAUGCUGGAGCAAUACUCACGUGGACAACUUAAAACUGAAUGUUACGAGUAUUCUUUGUGGGGAAAAGAUUGGGGUUUUCGAUUAGAAGAUAUUGGGAAAUUGGGUAAAGAAGAAAGUGUCAAAUGUAAAGUAUGGCACGGGGAAGAAGAUAUCGGAGCAACCGCAGCUAUGGGUAGAUAUUUAGCGGAACAUAUAUCUGGCUGUGAGUCCAAAUUUGUGGAAGAAAAAGGACACAUGUUGUAUUUUGAAAUUUGGGAAGAGGUGAUAGAUUGGCUCAUGGAAGAGUAA
This is a messenger RNA of Ambispora leptoticha, 1092 nucleotides long. The record is from the annotation of a GenBank genome assembly. NCBI's taxonomy places the organism in Eukaryota, Fungi, Glomeromycota, Glomeromycetes, Archaeosporales, Ambisporaceae.